Messenger RNA from Effrenium voratum, 867 nucleotides. The record is from the annotation of a GenBank genome assembly. Lineage: Eukaryota; Dinophyceae; Suessiales; Symbiodiniaceae.
AUGAUCAUCACCGUGUGCUCCAGCCCUGCCCAUGGCCAAAUUGCCAAGAUGGACCUGGUCAUUAGCAUGACGGCAGUUGCCUUUGGUGCUAGGGGCAGCUAUGUGACAGACGCAGUCACUGAGCGGGUCUCGACUGGGCCUGGCGGCCGACUGCUGAGCGCCAGGGGCUUGGAGCCAUCGGAGCACGCUGAGCACGGCGAGCAGUUCAACGACGCCGGCGGCGGCCUCGGCUACAAGACGCUGUUGACCCAGGGGGUGCGCAAGAAAGUGAACAGCUCCUCUUUCUCCGAUGGCGCCAACGGCGAUGUGCUGGUCGCCGAGGAGUCUUUGGAUUUACUGUGCGAGCUGCUGUGCAUAAGGGCGAGCGCCUUUGCGCAGAUGCAGCAAUACUCCGACACGCUGGCAGAUGCUGAAGAGCUCAGCAGCCUCCAGCCGACCUGUGCUGAUGGAUACUACUGGCAGUGCGUUGCGAUGCAAGGCCUGGGCCGGCAUCAGGAAGCGCUGGAGGCGCUGAUGUCUGCUCUGGAAUACGAGCCGCAGAACGCCUUCUACCAGCAGUUGCUAACGGCACUCUUCGAAGACGUCUCGGACACAGAGCCCCGGGGCAGCCUUUCUGGUAGCCAGAAGGGACGUCCCGGCAGCAGCCGCGACGACAGGGGCGCGCGGACCGAAGAGACAAACUCCGCGAGGGAGGUCUUGCCCCGGCCGCGAGGGACUGGCGUGCGCGAUGCGCUGAGUACCACCACACAGGCGACCCACCUCAGCAGCCGCAGCACGACGCCCACGGAGGUCUCGGAAGUUGUGUCGAGGUCGUCCUCCAAUGACAGCCUCUAUGUGGAUAGCGCGGCCUUUGAAGAGAAUGCCUAG